UUCGACAGUUCCGCGUUGAGUGUUGAAGAAAUAGCAUUAAAAUUGUUGCUUUAAGGUUGCCGUUUGCGUUAAUUUAUAGCAACAAAAAAGUGCCUGUGUCACAAUCUUUUACAAGUUUCGGAAUUUUUACUUUGAAAAACAAAACCUUUCAAAAUGACGGAAGUAAAGACAUAUUCGCUUGCAGAAAUCAAAGCACAUAAUACAAACAAGUCAGCCUGGAUUGUGAUUCACAACAACGUCUACAAUGUUACAGAUUUCCUUAAUGAGCACCCCGGUGGCGAAGAAGUUCUACUGGAACAAGCCGGCAAGGAGGCUACGGAAGCGUUCGAGGAUGUUGGCCAUAGCACAGAUGCGCGUGAUAUGAUGAAAAAAUUCAAGGUCGGUGAGCUGAUCGAAUCCGAACGAAAGCAAAUUCCAGUAAAGAAGGAACCAGACUGGAACACCGAGCAGAAAGAUGAAAACUCAUUGAAAUCCUGGAUCGUUCCACUAAUUCUGGGCCUUUUGGCAACCAUUAUAUAUCGGUUCUACUUCACUCAGUAACGUGCGCUCAAGAAUACUUCUGCUACAGGCGGAUUCAAUCGUGCCGAAGCUUUUCUUCAUUCCAAGGGAACGCAGUUCUGUACCAAGCAAAGUAGUGCGAGCAAACCACGUACAACCGUUUAUACACGGAACAGAAAAAGCCAACUUUUAUUGAGACACAUACCUAACUUGUGUGCUACACAAAACUUCUGCAUUUGACGCGAAAAAAUAUAGUUUGCUUUUGAUAACUCACCACAAAAAUCACAACAUGACGGCUGAAAAAGAAACAAUCACAGAGCAGACCUGAAACAACAUAAGUUAAGCUAAAAUGUGAAAAAUGACCUAAAUUCAAAAAAGUGUUAUCACUGAAAAAAAUUACAUUUAAAUUGCAACACACAUAGGUGUAAGCUUCACAAAAGCAUUUUUCAUGAAGCUAGAAAACCGUAGUUAGUAAUGUUCAUGGGUCAUAGUUUUUUAUAUACACAAGACAGCAUGUCAACUAAAGCAUCCGAGCAUGUUAGCGUUUUGUUAAUUAUUUUCAAUUCGAUAUGGGAUAAACAUUGGUUUAGAUAGAGUUUGGUUGCACCGAUAAGUUAAAGUUUUACAAUUUGUUCAAUUAACUUCCUCUACUUCAAAAUAUUGUGGAUGUUCGAUUCAG
Molecule: messenger RNA, 1177 nt
Organism: Sabethes cyaneus
Lineage: Eukaryota; Metazoa; Arthropoda; Insecta; Diptera; Culicidae
Gene: Cyt-b5
Product: cytochrome b5
Exons: 3
Coding region: 154-540 (128 amino acids)
Cellular component (GO): membrane; intracellular membrane-bounded organelle
Molecular function (GO): heme binding
Source: RefSeq, a predicted model, not a curated record